AUGACUGAAAAACAUCAACAUGUCCUAAUCAUUGCUGUUCGUGAAAUUUUAUCGCAGUUAAACUAUAUACAAAAGCAUAAUGAUCUUUAUCGACUAACAACUGCAGGAGAUUCUAAUUCAGCUACGACUCAAUCACAAGAUCUUCACGAAAUUCUUAAUAUUUUGUCAGCUGGCAUUGAAACAUUGAAUAAUGAUCAACAACGUCUAAGCAAUGAAUCACUUGAAAUUCAAAAUUCAUUUCUAGGAUUUAGACAAGAAUUAUCAAAAUUCAAAACAUCGAUUGAAAGAUCAAAAGUUCUUUUGCAAGAUAUUAAACAGAAUCAAUGCAUCGUCAAUCGAAUUUUUGCAUCUCUGCAAGAAACAAUUAAUGAUGCGCAAACUGUUUCAUAUGAUGGAAUAUUUGUGUGGAAAAUUACAAAUGUUAAAGAUAAAAUGAGUAAGUUGAACAAUCGCUCUUGUGUUCAAUCAUAA
Messenger RNA from Rotaria sp. Silwood2, 471 nucleotides. The record is from the annotation of a GenBank genome assembly. Lineage: Eukaryota; Metazoa; Rotifera; Eurotatoria; Philodinida; Philodinidae.